Molecule: messenger RNA, 3163 nt
Organism: Drosophila obscura
Lineage: Eukaryota; Metazoa; Arthropoda; Insecta; Diptera; Drosophilidae
Gene: Myd88
Product: myeloid differentiation primary response protein MyD88
Exons: 5
Coding region: 978-2558 (526 amino acids)
Biological process (GO): defense response to Gram-positive bacterium; MyD88-dependent toll-like receptor signaling pathway; innate immune response
Cellular component (GO): plasma membrane
Molecular function (GO): Toll-like receptor binding; TIR domain binding
Source: RefSeq, a predicted model, not a curated record
UAUAUAUUUAAAUAAUUAAAAUUGGGAAGAAUCCCAUACCGUUUGCAUUCAAGAACCAUGCACCUAUUUCCAAUUAGAAUUUAGGAUUCGUUCGUUUGAAUUUGAAUUCCUGAGCUGAACUCUGGGCAUGUACAUAAAACGGUAUAGUGUAUCGCGAUCGUUUGAAACAAUGAAACAAUUCGAAUUAAUUGGCAAUUAAAAAGGCAAAUAGAGUGCGCGAUAUCGGGAGAUAUAUAAACAGCAGCAGCUGUGCAUAUACAUAUUUAGUUUUCCCAGAACAAACUGAACCAAAAUAAACAACAGUGCUGCGAAGAGGAAGAGCAGAAGCGAUCCCCCAACGACAACGCAGCAGAAACAUAUUUCAAAAGCAGAACCAGAACGAGUCGCAGAAAACAGAAAAACAACAAUCCACACCAGAGCAGGUCGCAGUCGGUCUCGAAAAACGGCUAUUAAAAUUUAUUUUUGUGUUUAGGCGUGUGUGUGUGUGCGGUAUAUAUAAAAAUAUUUAAACAAAUUCAUCUGCGCAGACGAAAACGCAGACGGUCGAAAAGGCUGAGCAGACAGAUAAACAACACGGUCGGCGCUUGCUCUCUGGUGACGGUGACGCGGCAAGGUGCUGGAGGUCACUCUCGCCACAUUUCGCGCACGGCCGUUCUGUCCGUCAUCACCACCCAACCACCCGCCCGCCCGCGUACUCCCGCCAGGCCACAUCCAGUUCCAUCCGACCGCGUCCGCAAUCUGGGGCCGCGCGAUCACAUAAGACACGACGGAAGAGUAAAGAGUAAAUUGUGAGGAAAAGUGAAGAGGAACCAGAAAGCGAAAAACAACAACAAAAACAAUAGCAAACUCACGCGCUUCUCUUUAUUGUUGGUCCCCCCACUGAUAAACGUUGCUAUCGUUGAUAAACAUCAGAGGCAGAGGCAGAGACAGAGACACACAAACACCAAUUAUUCCAAUCAAAUAAACGCCAAGUGCGAAUGCGCCCUCGAUUUGUAUGCCAGCAGCAGCACUCGACUAUCCAUUCCCAUACCCAUAGCCAUAGCCAUAGCCAUCAUACCCAUAGCAGCGCCACUGACGUCAGUGGCUUGACUUGGGAUCGGAAUCUGAAUCGGCAGCAGCGUUAUCGUUAUCCGAACAUGGUUGUGCCGGAGGAGCCGGGCUCGGGGGGCUUUAAUCAGACCCCACUAUCGGAGCUAAGUGCGGAUACGCGCAAUCAACUGGCCCGUAUGCUCAACCGUAAAAAGGUACUCCACUCGGAGGAGGGUUACGAGCGGGACUGGCGGGGCAUCGCUGCCCUGGCCCACCAGCGUGGCUUCGUCGAGGAGUAUGCAAACAAUCCGAUGGAUUUGGUGCUUAGCAGCUGGAGCCAGCGGAAUCCAGACACCGCCAAGGUCGGUCAUCUGGAGCACUUUCUGGGCAUCAUCGAUCGCUGGGAUGUGUGCGACGAUAUCCAGGAGAAUCUGAUCAAGGACACCAGGCGCUACAAUGUGAGGCAGGAGCAGCAGCAGGCUCUGGUGGAGGCCAACCGCCCGCCCACUCUCAUCGAGACCAACAACAACAGCAAGAGCAGCAGCAACACCAACAACAUCACAAUGGGUCAGAGCGUCCAGAUACUGAGCGACGAUGACCAGAGAUGCGUGCAAAUGGGCCAGCCCCUGCCCAGGUACAACGCCUGUGUGCUGUACGCCGAGGCUGACAUCGAUCACGCCACGGAGAUCAUGAACCACCUGGAGUCCGAGCGAUACAAUCUCAAGCUCUUCCUGCGACACCGCGACAUGCUGAUGGGGGUGCCCUUCGAGCACGUGCAGCUGUCCCACUUCAUGGCCACCCGCUGCAACCACUUGAUUGUUGUGCUCACUGAGGAGUUUCUCCGGAGUCCAGAGAACACGUACCUCGUCAACUUCACCCAAAAGAUACAGAUCGAGAAUCACACGCGAAAGAUCAUCCCCAUACUGUACAAGCCCGACAUGCACAUACCGCAGACGCUGGGCAUAUACACACACAUCAAGUACGCCGGCGACUCCAAGCUAUAUAAUUUCUGGGACAAGCUGGCCCGAUCGCUGCACGAUCUGGACGCCUUCUCCAUAUACUCGACGCGGCAAGUGCAAACACCCUCGCCGUCGGAGGAGAUGCCGCCACAGCGGGUGACCACGCCUAGCAUACGGAUACAGAUCAACGACAAAGAUGUCACCGAUUUGCCCAACUACAGCUACAAGGCGCUUGUUGAGGAGGACACCACAAUUGUGUCGAUGACGGGCGACACCAGUGCCCCGCUGCCGGAGCCAAAGCCGAAGCGGAAGGACAAGCUGUUUGGAAAAAUAAAGAUUAGCUUUGGCAAGACGCCGCGCAACUUGAACGGCACAACCGGCAAACCGUUGCGGCAUGCGCACUCAAUUAGCACCAUCAAUGCCACGGAACGCGAGCGCACGCUUAGCGCCAGCAGCUCGAACAUCUCCACGACGUCGGAGAGCAAGAAAAGCUCCAUUAAGUGGCAGCCCAGCAUACUGAAGAAGGUGCUGUUCUCGCGCAGCAGCAGCAAGCUGCAGACCCCAGGAUGAGCUCCGCUCCAAGCGGGAGGAUCAGCAGAGCAGCUCAUUUAAUUCCCCAAAUUCCCCAUUCUUGCGCCCAGUGCAGGGAUCCGAUCCAAUCCAGCCCAGCCCAGCCCAGUCAACGUCCGUCACCCUCCAUGUUUUAGUGAUAAUCUCUAGUAUAAACCUAAUCAAAGCCAACUAACUUAAUAUACUUAGACGCACUUGUUAACUUAUAUAAGACAACAACGAAUAAAGACAAUACCAUAUACAUACAUGCAUAUGUGCCACAGACAUACGUAACCCUAGAUAUGUAUACUAGCAGCUAUCUAUGUACAUAAGUUGGUUGUAUGAAUGAUGAUGAAUGAUCUGAUAAACAGACAAUUGUAUGUGAGGUUAAAUGUGCAACUCAUUGCUAAUCGAGGCAAACAAUUAACUGUUAGUCACGCGUUCGAUAAGUGACUUACUUAAUUCAAUUAACUGGACCAUCACCCCGUAAACAGAACUACAAUAUGUACCCCCCCACCCAAUCACACUCCCAUGCCGUUGCUGUUCUAGCAACUUGAAGGCGAAUCGGACACAGGCACAGACAGACAGACCCGGACCCGGACCCCCCCUUGACGUUGAGUGCCUUA